Molecule: messenger RNA, 1116 nt
Organism: Choloepus didactylus (southern two-toed sloth)
Lineage: Eukaryota; Metazoa; Chordata; Mammalia; Pilosa; Megalonychidae
Product: vomeronasal type-1 receptor 4-like
Exons: 2
Coding region: 1-903 (300 amino acids)
Biological process (GO): G protein-coupled receptor signaling pathway
Cellular component (GO): membrane
Molecular function (GO): pheromone receptor activity
Source: RefSeq, a predicted model, not a curated record
AUGUCCUCCAGGGAUUUGGCAACAGGCUUGGUCAUCUUGUCCCAGACUGUAGUUGGGGUGCUGGGGAAUUUCUCUCUUCUCUACCGUCACAUCUUUCUUUAUGUCACUGGAUGCAGGUUAAGGUCCAUAGAUUUGCUUCUCAAGAACCUGAUUGUAGCCAACUCCUUGUCCAUCCUCACUUGUGGAGUCCCCAGGACAAUGGCGGCAUUUGGGUUGAAAGAUUUCCUCAAUGAUACUGGAUGCAAACUUCUUCUCUACUUUCGCAGUAUUGGCAGGGGUGUGUGCAUUGGCAGCACCUGCCUCUUGAGUAUCUUCCAGGCCAUCACCAUCAGCCCCAAUAACUCCAGGUGGGCAGAGAUUAAAGUGAAAGCUCCCAAUUACAUCGGCCUCUCCAUAUCCCUGUGCUGGCUCCUCUACAUGCUGAUAAAUAUCAUUUUUCUUGUGUUUAUGACUGGCAAUUGGAGAAAUGAUACCAUCAUAAAGAGAAAAAAUUUCGGGUACUGUUCUUCUAAAUAUCAUGACAGAAGUGCAGACUCACUGUAUGCUGCAUUGUUAUCAUUCCCUGAUGCUCUAUGUUUGGGGCUCAUGCUCUGGGCCAGUGGCUCCAUGGUUUCCAUCCUUUACAGGCACAAGCAGAGGGUCCAACACAUUCACAGGACCAGCCUCUCCCCGAGGUCCUCCCCUGAGUCCAGAGCUACACAAACCAUCCUUUUACUGGUGAGCACCUUUGUAUCCUUUUACACCAUCUCUUGCAUCUUUCAGAUUUGUAUUGCUCUGUUUGAUAAUCCUGGUUUGUUUCUGCUGCAGAUAGAUGCAAUAUUUGCUUUGUUUUUUCCAACUAUCAGCCCAUUUGUUCUCAUGGGCUGUGAUUCCAGUCUUUGGAGACUAUGCUAUAGGUCAUAAGCUUUUAAUAUAGGCCUUUUUUGGGUGGAUUACUACCUUUGUAAAAUUAAGUAUAAAUAUUAAAGAUAUGCUAAAAAUUGUAUCUUUUGCAAUUAUUUACUCUAGACUAGAUUCCGUUUAAUAUCAGUCACAGAAUCUUGCAUAUCACCUUAGAUGGUACAAAAACUAAUCAUUUGCGCCCCACUGAUAUAUCACAAAAACCCAAAAUUGUCU